AUGUCGCCUCCCAGAAAUCUGAAGGAAGCUCAACGCCUUACGGGACGAAUAAUCGCGCUGUCCAGAUUCAUCUUGAAGACCACCGACCAGAGCUUGCCCUUUUUUAAGAUUCUACGCCGAGCCACUAAGUUCCAAUGGGACGCAGAGUGCGACAAAGCCUUUGAAGAGCUCAAAGUAUACCUCAAUUCCUUACCUGUGUUAGCCAAGUCGGUCGUCGGGGAAGCCCUUAGGGUUUACUUGUCCUCGACUGAAUAUGUCGUCGGGUCGGCUCUUGUGAGGUCGAACGGUGAAGAACAGCUUGUGUACUUCUUAAGCCACAUACUAAAGGAUGCUGAGUCCCGCUACACUGGUCUCAAGAAGUUAGCCUUUGCGCUGGUACUCGCAGCUCGUAGGCUCCGCCCUUAUUUUCUGGCGCACCCGAUCGUUGUGAUGACGAACAGUCCCCUGGGGAGGCUGGAUUAUCGAGUGACAAAUAAUGAAGCAAAGUAUGAGGCGUUGAUAGCGGGCCUGCAAGCCGCUCGGCAUGUGGUAGCCAGCAAGGUCUUUAUUCAUUCAGAUUCACAGUUGGCUGCUCAGCAACUCUCGGGAGCAUUCGAGAUAAGCAACGUCAGGCUCAAGCUUUAUGCGGGAGCCUUCGAAAAAUUGAAGUCAAUCGAGCUGGUAUCUCUGGUCGUCCACAUCGACCGGAUGGAGGGGCUCACAUUCCCAAAUGACUGGCGGACGGCUAUAGCAGAAUUUCUUAAGUCAGGAGGAGAGCUGGUCGGUUCGUCCUCAUUGGCGACCAGCUCUACAAAAAAGCGUUCUCCAGGCCUCUGCUCAAAUGUGUUGGUCCGGAGGAUGUGGACUAUAUUCUGCAAGAGGUAUACCAAGGCUCAUGCGGCAGGCAUCCAAGCGGAGGACGCCACUCGGACAGUCGCCAUGUGCUUAUCUUGCCAGAAAUACCAUAAUUUCUCACAUCGUCCCACAGAGGAGUUAAAGACAUCCACAGUGUCCUGCCCUUUCGAUCAAUGGGGCAUGGACAUUGUAGGAUCAUUUCCAAUGGCGAUCGGACAACGGAAGUUUUUACUAGUAGUGGUAGACUAUUUCUCAAAGUGGGUGGAAGCCAAGCCGCUCGCGAAAAUAACUGAGCAGAUGGUCAAGAAGUUCAUCUGGCAGCACAUAAUAUGCCAGUUCGGCAUUCCACGAUGGCUCAUGUCCGACAAUGGGAGGCAAUUCAUCGGACAGCAGCUUAGAGAAUGGUGCGAGGGGUAUGGCAUUUAG
Molecule: messenger RNA, 1260 nt
Organism: Zingiber officinale
Lineage: Eukaryota; Viridiplantae; Streptophyta; Magnoliopsida; Zingiberales; Zingiberaceae
Exons: 4
Coding region: 1-1260 (419 amino acids)
Biological process (GO): DNA integration
Molecular function (GO): nucleic acid binding; RNA-DNA hybrid ribonuclease activity
Source: RefSeq, a predicted model, not a curated record